This is a messenger RNA of Neoarthrinium moseri, 624 nucleotides long. RefSeq lists its product as uncharacterized. The record is from RefSeq and is a predicted model, not a curated record. The transcript has a single exon. NCBI's taxonomy places the organism in Eukaryota, Fungi, Ascomycota, Sordariomycetes, Amphisphaeriales, Apiosporaceae. Bases 1 to 624 code for a protein of 207 amino acids.
AUGGAAGAGGUCGACAGACAGACGAUGGCAGCCAGCCCGUGGAAAGCAGCCGGCGAGGAUGGCCUCCCGGUGAUGGUAUGGAAGCAGGUGUGGCCGGUCGUCAAGGAGAGAGUGCUUUCCCUCUCUCAGCUGUCGUUGGACACGGGCGAGCUCCCGCACCAAUGGCGCCUAGCCAAGGUCAUCCCGCUGAAGAAGGCAGAGAAGCCCGACUACGCGAAGGCGAAGGCCUGGCGAUCGAUCUCGCUGCUCUCUACGCUCGGGAAGAUUCUCGAGUCGGUGAUUGCGGAACGACUGUCAUAUCUGGUGGAGACGAUGGGCCUGCUGCCAACCAACCACUUUGGCGGGAGGUCGGCGGAACAAGCACUGAUGCUCCUGCAAGAGCAGAUCUACAAGGCCUGGCGAUCACGAAGAGUUCUCAGCCUGGUCAGCUUCGACCUGAAGGGGGCAUACAACGGGGUGCACCGAGAGAGACUUGCCCAGAGACUACAAGCUAGGGGGGUCCCCGAUACUCUGGUCAGGUGGGCCGAGUCGUUCUGCUCAGACCGGACCGCUAGCAUCUCAGUUGUCCAUACCCAUUUCGGGAAUUGUUGUUUGAAAAUAUUCAGCCAGAGUUGUUUUGUCUAG